Molecule: messenger RNA, 1277 nt
Organism: Somion occarium
Lineage: Eukaryota; Fungi; Basidiomycota; Agaricomycetes; Polyporales; Cerrenaceae
Source: the annotation of a GenBank genome assembly
UGGUGUCAGCAUCCGCCACAUGUAUUCGGCACACCGUAGACGCGUCAGGGUCAUGACUGGGAGCAAUAGAGCCAACGUUCAAGCUGUUAAGCUGGAUGCGACACUCGCAAAGCUUCAGGGAUUACUGCUCAGGGGAUGUGGUGCUCGUCCCGGCUCCUCACCCGGAUCAUCCUUAAACAAUGAUAUGGCUGUAGGGAAGGCUACAAACACUGCAUCACCGCAAGUUGCACAUCUAGUGAACCUCCAGCCCAACAUUCCUGUAGGGACAGUUGAAACUCCUGUCGAUGAUACUGCGAUGAUGCCUGCAACAUCCGGACGAGGAGACAAUGUUGUCGAUGAGAGUAAGACAUGGUACUAUGGCUCUACUUUUGUGGAAGGAGAGAUGGUUGAACGACUGGCUACGCACACUGAGGGCUCCGAAUUGACUUUGCGCCCUCCCAAACGCCAAAAAGUGGAUACCACUUCUGGGUCAGCUCAGAAGGAUUCCGUUAUGAUCGCCCUAUCCGAGACCAGUGGUCGCCGUCCUAUUCCAGAAUCCGAGUCAGUAUACUCUGCUGUGGCCGGGCCAUCAACAUCAAAGCUGAGGUCCGAGGAUAGCGGAACGGGGAAAGAGGGGGGCUUACAUUUUCCUUUACCUGAUAAGAACUGUUCACGACAGGACGGAGCAAAGCCAUUCGCAGAGGAAAGUCAUCAACGAACCAAAUUGGAAGACAUGGAAGGCCGCGAAACGGCCCCACAAGUGUUGGUGAACGAGUGCGGCGAACCUGCUUGUGCCAGUACCACGAACACAGAAUGCCAAGAGUUGCUGAACGAGAGGGAGGGUAGGACGGAAACAGGUGGCGAGCUUGCUCGCAAAUUGGUUGACUUGCAAAGUGCGCUCGAUAACGAGCGUCGAGAACGUUUAAGACUGCAAGCACAGUUAGAGAAGGCGCGGCAAAAGGAGGUCGAGUUGUUGAAGACCAUUGAUGACUUCAAGCGCGAACGCAGUGAUCCUAUCGUGGUUUCUGCCGUCAUGGAUGCCUUCCCAAGGUUAUUUGAAUGAAUAGUGUAUAGACCACGUCAUUGUAUGCUCUGCGAACUGCAGUAGUUCAGGUCUAUUUGCACCAUUCAUAAAAGACAAGUAAUCUCGUCGUAUACCCUCAUAGUGUAUACCUGUAAGAUCAAUGAAAACAUGCGAUACCAUUCUACGAUGACGAUAUUCAUGGUAGACUGAAGCACGCUUCUUCCCCUUUCUCUCCUUUCGUUUCCUCCCUAUCAGGCAACCAAUCUGGGUAUCC